Platichthys flesus (European flounder) is the source of this 6673-nucleotide messenger RNA. RefSeq lists its product as uncharacterized. The record is from RefSeq and is a predicted model, not a curated record. The coding region runs from base 116 to 6673 and encodes 2185 amino acids. The transcript has 4 exons. Gene Ontology annotation, cellular component: membrane. Gene Ontology annotation, biological process: protein import; protein targeting. Lineage: Eukaryota; Metazoa; Chordata; Actinopteri; Pleuronectiformes; Pleuronectidae. Gene Ontology annotation, molecular function: ABC-type protein transporter activity; ATP binding.
CACACUUGUCUCUGGAGGAGAAAGGCGGUCAUGAGCUUCAGUGUCGGUUUCAAACUACAUUGACCGAAUUAUCUGGUCACACUUCAUUGCAAAGCGACUGAGAAAUUAAUUAAAAAUGGGGAACGUACCAUCAGAGAGUAAUAUGGGCAACAGCCUGAGAUGCAUUGUAUGUGAUAAAGUCUUGCCUCCGUGCCAUUCUUUCAACGAUUUGUACCAAACUACUAUCCAUGGCCAACAUGUUCAUGUCUUCAAUGGAGGCGAAUACUACAGACAAGUCGGUUACAAUAAUCAAUACCAAUGCCAACAUUGUUUUUAUAAGCCAAUCAGAGAUGAGGAACAAAGGAAGAGAGAGGAGGAGAGGAGGAGAGAAGAAGAGAGAAAGAGAGAGGAGCAGAGAAAAGAAGAGGAGAGAAAGAGGGAGCAUCAGAGACAAGAAGAGGAGAAGAAGAGAAAAGCUCAAGAGGCUGAAAAAAGGAGACAAGAAGAAUUGAAUCAAAGGCUUGAGGAAUCACAAAGGCAAGCAGAAGAGCAUGAACAGAGCACCAUGAAAGAGGAACUUGUGACCAAGCAACGCGUUCUAAUAACCCAUCUGGAUGAAUUUGAAGCAAAGAACGAAUCUGAUUAUGAUGAUCUUCUGGAAACUCUUUCAUCAAAAUGCAGCAUCCCAGUUUCAAACCUCAGUCUGGUUCAGCUGAGUGCUGACCAGCUGGGCAGCAUCCUGUCAGCCCUGGACAAACUCCUGUUUGAUGAAUGGAUCAGUGCUCCUCCAUCUCUGAGCACUCUGCAGCAUGCCCAGGUGUUAAUCACAGAGCUGUGUGCCCUGUCCCUGGAGAUAUCUGAGGGAGUUUCCCUGAAGGGCAUCUCCAAUCAUGUGCAGUCCGUGUUGAGCCACAUCAGCCAAUCAGCAUGCAAUGUCUCUGAGAGUUUCCUGCUGACUCAAGCCCUGUACCUGAACAUGAUGCACUUCUUCACUGACCCUGGCAGCUGUGAUGCAGCUCUCAUAGCUAAACAAUGGGCUGAGGAGGACCUCACAGCUGAAGAUCUCUUUCUUAUAGAAUUCUUGGGCACACUCACAACAUCACUACAGAGUGCAGUUGGAAGAGCCUCCACGUUCAUUUUGAAGAUGGAGAUCCAGUGCUUGGAGCUUCUCCUGUCCACACUCACACAUUUAAAUAGCAAGGAGAGACAUGUAGGAUCCACUGAAAUACUCCUCAGAAUUGUGCAAACAAACAAAUGGACACCAACUGAGGCAGUGACUCUGCUCAAAGUGCUGUCAGAGAAAUAUAAAGAGGAUGCUCCCAUCACUAAAGUGCUCACAUUAGUACAAGUGUAUGACCUAUCACCAGAGUGGACAGAUGACUCUGGACACUCCCUCACCCAAGCUCUGGAAGUCCUUGGCCCUGAGAGAUUCCUACUUGACUUCUGUAAGACUCUCAGAAAACAAGAUGAGAGCACUCUAGAUUCAGCUCUAGCAGAAUUAAAAACACUCAAUAACUUAGAUGAUUCUGUUGUCACCAUGAUGAAAAACAUUACCAACGGUGUCCUAAAAUAUUCAGAAAAUGCACCAAAAGGUGAACCUUUUAUGAGAGAUUCCUUCAAAAGUGGAAACCUGAAUUCAAAUGAAAUCCAAAAUUCACUCUCUCAGUUGUGCAAAGCAGUGUCUGACACCAAAGGCUGGUGGCCAACAGUGCUGCAGAUGCUGAGGUGGUGUGUGCUGGUGCUGACUGAGAAGACCGCAACACAUAGAUUGAUUGGUGUGGAGUUGGACCCAUGUGUCACAGCCAUGUUUGCAGCCACAAAAGUACUCAUGGGAAAGAAAGUUGACAUUGUGUUGAGCUCUAACAUUUACUCACUCAAUCAAACUAAAGAGUGGUCUGACUUCUACAAGCACCUGGGGAUUUCACUCAACACAAACUUGAGGAAAGAUAACACAUCAUUGAUGGUUGUCUAUGAAGCCGACAUUGUGUAUGGUACAAUGGAUGACUUUGUGUCUGAUUACCUUCAAUGUGGCUUGAAGGGAAUGGACGUGGGGAGCCCUCUCCUUAGUCGAGGAUUUAUCAUUGAAGACAGAUGCCUCAGUGCUUCCUAUAAUCUGGAACUCUCAGUGCUCAAGGAAAAUGAUGCUUUGGUGUUUGCUGCAGAUACUCUGAAAAGCCUUAUGGGUAUUUUUUACAGUGAGGAGAUGGAACUGAGAGACAGAUUUAUCAAGGGUCUUUUUCAAGUCCUCCAUUCUAACCUUAACAAACGCACAGAUGAAGACAGUAAAGUCAUAGCCAUUUCACAGAAAUGCACUGGAAAAGAUCUGCCUUCCAAUAAGGUCUACGUCCUGUCCAUUCUUGAGAAACUUCUCCAAGAGUUUAGUGGAAAAACAGAAUGUGAGAAACAAGGGGCUUCCCUGGUUGGCAACUUGUGUUUGGAGAUUCUUUUUUUCCAUGCAGGGCAAUUCCAGAUGGUGUCAAAUCUUACAGCACAAAAAAGAUGGUCACCAGAGGAGGUUAUAGCCCUCCUUGUGACAUUAACUGACCACCAUCAUGAUAAAGACAGUAUUUCUAUCGUGAAGAUUUUACAUCUGAUAGAAACAUAUCAAGUGUCUUCUAAGUGGACAAAUGAGAAGAAUCAGUCUCUCCUUGAGCUCUUGAGCAUGCUUGAUACUAAGAAAGUGAUGGAGCAUUUGGAUAGAUGCUUUGAAGAGGAAGAAAUAAAAAGCCUUGAUACUCUUUUUGAUGAAAUUCGGCAGAUGAAAAACAUUGAUGAAAAAACCCUGGAGAAGUCUUAUUCUAUAGUAAAGUGGGUUGAAAACAUGAUUAAAUCGGGUGAAAUCAAAAAACACACUAAUCUAAAGCAAGCUAAGAAGCUGAGUCAUAGCAUAAACACAGAAGAUGUGCAGGAGAUUCUAGCAGUCUUAUGCAAUGCUGUACACAUGUGCAUUGCUGAAGAAAAGUGGUGGCCCAGAGCCACUCAGUUGACAAGCUGGUGCUUCUUGGCUUUGUCUGACACUGGAAAGCUUCUGGAGAUGGGAACUGGAGAGGGGAAGUCAUGCGUCAUAGCAAUGUUUGCAGCGCUGCGUGUACUCCGGGGCGAAAAGGUUGAUGUGGUGUCCAGCUCAUCUGUGUUAUGUCAAAGAGAUGCAGAAGAAUGGAACAACUUCUACAAGUACUUUGACAUCACGGCUGACACAAACACAAACAAGACUAAAGAUGAGGAUAGAAAAAAAUGUUACCAGAAGGACGUUGUCUAUGGAACUAUUGAAACCUUUGCUGCAGAUCACCUUCGCCAGAUAUUUGAGAUGAAGGAUGUGAGAACAGAUCGCAGCUAUCAGUGUAUCAUCAUCGAUGAAGUGGACUCACUGCUGUUGGAUCAGGGAGUGCAGCUGACAUAUCUCUCCAGCCCCAUGGUCUCCAUGCAGCACCUGAAUGUUAUCCUGGCCAUGAUCUGGGGCCAUGCCAGCCAGUAUGGCUUCUUGUCCACAGGACACAUCACAUUCGUACAGGGUCCCCCUUGUUCAUUCUAUAAGAGCAUAUUUGACUCAAUUGACAUGGAUGGAAUAGAUGACCCCAUGGACGUUUUACAUAUAGCUGAAGAGUCAGGGAUUGUGCCUGAGGGAUUUACAAAGGAAAUGUACAAUAGCGAAAAAGACAAACUUUUCAGGAAACUUAAAACUGUGAGUCAGGAUGGCGUGAUCGAUUUUUUCCAAAAGAUUGAGCAGUAUGUCCCCUAUGGUUUCACUGUGUACACGUUAGAUGAUAAAGGAUUGCUCUCUCUUAGAAAGGCCACACCGUACAACAAUCCAGACAUUCCAGAACUUACAUUUCUUGUUUUGGAUGAUGGCUUGUGUUCUGCUCUCUAUGAUUCUGAGGUAGUUCUCGCAAAUCCCAUCACAGAAUUCAUCUUAGAAAAGAUUCAGUACACUCCAUGCACAAACAAUACCGGGAAAAUCAGCAUCCCUGGAUUUUUGAAAAAUCUGAUUGAGACUAAAUUGCCGGUUUGGGUUCAGAAUGCCUUUCUGGCAAAGAGACUGAGGGAAGGACAAGAGUAUGUUGUGGAAAAUGACUGUGUCUGUCCCGUUGACUACAGAUCUACAGGUAUUGUGGAACUAAGUAAGAAAUGGGGUGAUGGCCUGCAGCAGUUUGUUGAGAUCAAACAUCAAAUCAAAAUGAGCACGAUUUCCACAGUGACAAACUUUAUCUCUAACCUUUCCUUUUUUGAAAAAUACAAUGGGAAAAUAUAUGGGACCACAGGGACACUGGGGAGUGAAACCGACAUGCAGUUUUUGCAGGAUCUAUAUCCCAAUCUCUCAGCCUGUAAAAUGCCAACUUUCAACCGGAGGAAAUUAUUUGAGGUCAAGGGCAGUCUGGAGACUUCAGCUGAAGAGUGGCAAUCUAAAAUUACCAAUGUGGUUAAGGACCAAGUUUGCCCAAAUUCAUACAGAGAGGGGAGAGCAGCCUUGGUGAUCUGUGAAACUAUUUCCAAAGCCAAAGAGCUCUAUGAAGCGCUAAAAAGUGUCAUCCCAGGUCAAAUCAUUCUCUACAGCCGGAGUGACAAAGACAGUUUGAGCAAAAUAGAUAAGAAACUGGAUCCUGGGGAUGUCAUUGUUGCAACAAACCUGGCUGGACGUGGCACCAACAUCAAAGUGUCUAAAAAGGUGAACAAAAAUGGAGGAUUAUUUGUGGUCCUCUCCUUCCUUUCUGAGAACACAAGAGUGGAACUUCAGGCAUUUGGCCGAACUGCACGUAAGGGUAAACCUGGAUCUGCACAGAUAAUCAUGACCACUGAUCAUGUACAGGAGUCCCUCAAGACAGUGUCUUCUCUGGAGGAGGCAAAGGAAACAAGAAAUAGACUGGCAGCAGAAAGGACAAAUUACAUGAUGGAUGAUGUUACUGAGAUGAAACUGCGGGAGGACCUUUUCGCAGAGUACUGCAAGACCCUCCACGGAAUUUACAGGAACACCGAUGGAGAUGAGCAAAGAGUUGUUGUUGCCGUCAUGAAUGAGUUCUGGGGGAUUUGGUUACAAACUAAAUCAGAGGAAAUUGACAACUUAAAAAGAAAUGAAUUGGAAAAGAGCUUGAAAGCUGAUUUGUCCCUGGCACAAAGUCAGUCUCAAAGUCAGACUUCACCAUGCUCCAGCAUUUACCACUACAUCAAGUUUGGGAAUCUCGCACUGGGAGAAAAAAAAUGGGAUGUCAGCAUGAAGCUAUUUGAAAAAGCAAUGGGACAAGAUGAAAGUUGGGCAGCCAUAGCUUUUUACAAUCAUGCAUACUGCUCUAUAAAACAGCAGAAGGGAGAUUACCUGACUACGGCCAGCAAUGAUCUCAACAAAGCACAGGAGUCGCUGAAGUACCUCAGUGAGGAAUGCUUGGUCUGCCUGCAGUUUGUAAAAAUAGCCUCUGCUCAAUUAAAAAGCAGUGAACAACCAACCAGCCUUGAGAAACAGUUAACAACCAAGUGCAACUUGUUCAGCUACUUUGAUAAAAACAUUUGUGAGGCUAUCGAGAAGCUGAAGGAAAUAAAAGACAAAGGAAGGGAUGCAACAACCAAGAAAUUACCCAUGUUCUCCCUGGUGUCAAGCACAGAUGAAGAUCUCCAAAUAGAGGCCUACAAUCUGUACAGUAAAGGUCUGGAAUAUGUGUUUUCCGUGGAAGAGCAGCCUCGGUUCCCAUGGGAAGCUCUGCUGGUGUUCUGUCUCGGAAUUCUGCAGAUCGUUGGAGGGGCACUGCUCACUGCCUUUACGUGUGGAGCAUUAGCUCAAGUCGGCAUUGGGCUGAUCGUUGAAGGAGUAUCAGACUGCAUCACUGGCAUUGAGUCCAUGAUUACAGGAGAAUUCAGUUGGCAAUCAUGGGCUAUAGAAAAAGCAAUAUCUAUUGGUAUUUCUCUCAUUGGGUUUGGGGUUGGAAAGCUGGUUACAAAGGGCUUCAAAGCUGCUAAAAUGUUGGUCAAGGCAGUAGGAAAAAAACUUAAGGCAUUACCAAAGUUUUUCACCAAACAGGUUAAAGAAGGCCUUAGCGUUGUUACAAAGACAAACAUGAAGAAUGCAGUGAAACAAACAGCAAAGAAAAUGGCAGAAGAAAUCAUUAGCUAUGCAUUUGGGAAGGCAGAAGAUGCUGUAUUGCAAGAAAUAUUGAAAGGCAUUAAGAAUCAGUUGACAAAGGAUAUUGCAAAUGAUGUAAAAACCAACAUGGAAAAGGAUCCUUUGGCUGGAUUGGUAGACUCCAUUUUGCUCUCUCACCUUGAGGAUAAAAAACAAAUGUCUGAUCUCCUGCAGGAUAAGAACAGAAAGAGCAAACUUCUGGGUAUUUUCAAGCAGAUAAGCGAAACAGCCUUAGAGCCAUUCUACGCUGACCUCGAAUGGCAGAACAAGCUGAACUCAAACAUCGCCACAGUGAUUGACAGUGCAGCAUCAGAGGCCAAAGGCAAAACACUUGCAGUUCUGAGAGUAAUUCAAGGCAUUCACAUGGCCUCACUGGCAGCAGAAGCCACCAGUGCAGUGCUGAGCCUUUCAAGCCAGUUUUUCUCCAACCUUCACAAAGAGCUGAAUACAUUUAAAGAGAAUAACAACUUGAUAGAGAAAGUGAAACAAAAUGAUCUGUCUGCUUCAGAAAUGAAGAUCCUGAAAGACUUCAAGCAGGAGAAGUGUUCCACCAAAAGUUCUCUAGUCACUUUGUUUCAAAGGCUGUAG